AUGAUAAAAGAUAAUAUUAAGAAAAAAAAGAAUAAUAAAAAAUUAAAAAAAAUAUCUAAUGCACCUAAAAAGAUAGAUCCGUCAGCUCAAAAAUUAUUAAAUAAAAAAAAAAAUGAUCAACCAGCUACUAUUUUAAGAUGGAUACAGUUGUUAAGAAAUUUAAAAUUAAAACAACUUAAAAAGAAUAUUGAUGAAGAAAUUAGCAAUUAUGAAAUAAAUAAAAAUAUUAAUGAUAAAUUAUUAUUGUUUUUAAAUGAUGACUUAGAAGAAAAUAAAAUUUUAGAAAAAAUAGAUGAAUUAAAAAAUAGUAAACUAAGUUUAUUAGUGGAUAUACAUAAAGAAAACAUGAAUAAUUUACAAAAAAAAUUUGAAGAAGAAAUAUAUAGAAUGUUUAGUGAUUUUGAGAAAGAUCAAAAAAUUUUAUUAGAAAAUAGAAAUAGUAUAAUUCAUAAUAUAAAUUUAUUUUAUAAGCAAAUUGAAGAGGAGCAAAAACUGAGAAAAAAAAAUUUAGAAAAAGAAGAACUUGACAUAAUGGAUGAAAUUUAUAAAAAUUAUAUAGCUGAGAGAUAUAUAUCAAAUUAUAAAUUUGAGAAAUUUAAAGAGGAAGAUGUAAAAAAUUUUAAUGAUACAUUUUUAGAAAAUAAAAAAAUUUUAAAUGAAGAAAGUGAAAAUUUCAAUUCUAUAAAAAUGAAAUAUGAGAAAAAUAAAAAAUCUUUAUUAUCUAAAGAGAAAGAAGUUAAUGAUUUAGAAUUAAAAAUUAACAGUUGGAAAAUAAAAUUGGAGAAUGAAAUUAAAAUAUAUGAAAUGCAAAUAGAAAGAUUAAAAAAUGAAAAAACUCAACUCCUAAAUCAUAUAAGGGCAAUAAAAUUGAUACUACAAAAAUUAAAACAUAAUGAUAAGCAAAGAUUAAUUGAUAUAUCUGUAAAUUCAAGUAACUGUAUAAACAAAUUAGAAGAAAAUAUUUCUCUUGCAAAUAAACUAAUAAAUCUGAAUAACUUAUGUAGGAAGUAUGAAACAGAAAGAGAAAAACAUUUUUCAAGUCUCGGUUCAAUUAAUGAAAAAAAAGAGGAUAUUAUUAUUGAAAAUGAAAAUGAAUAUUUCAUAAACAUGAAAGACAAAAAUGAAGAUAGUGCUUACCUCCUUGAAAACUUUUUUAAAAGGAAAAAUAAAGCAAUUUUAGAUGUAAUUAUUUUAAAGAAAGAAUUAAAAUCAUUAAAAAAGAAAAAUAAAGAAUACUAUAAAAUUAUAGAAGAAUUAGAAGAUAAAUUAAAUUUAAAAAAAAAAGUUAAGAUUAAAAGUGAUGAAUUUGUUAUAAGGGCUUCAUAG
Plasmodium relictum is the source of this 1326-nucleotide messenger RNA. Its product is annotated as conserved Plasmodium protein, unknown function. Bases 1 to 1326 code for a protein of 441 amino acids. The transcript has 10 exons. Gene Ontology annotation, cellular component: axoneme; axonemal dynein complex. NCBI's taxonomy places the organism in Eukaryota, Apicomplexa, Aconoidasida, Haemosporida, Plasmodiidae. The record is from RefSeq and is a predicted model, not a curated record. Gene Ontology annotation, biological process: cilium-dependent cell motility; axonemal dynein complex assembly; regulation of cilium movement.